AUGUCGCAGCAAGCUUCACUCCAGUCCUUUUUCACCCAAUAUAUCCCACAAGGGACAGCCCCCCCACAGAACAGGAACACCCAAAAUCCCGACCCAACCCCACCCGAGGCACAGGAACAGGAAUUUUCCACAACCUUUGCAACAGAAUCCGACUACAACGACCCCUACCAACCGAGAAUUGACUAUCUCUAUCCCAGCACUGUCCCCCAUACUACUCACACCCAGACAGACCUAAAUUACAUCACCUGUGCCAUCAGACAUGCAACCAGCCGGAUCUGCCCACCCUCCGACAGGAUUGAAAUCCUCAAAGAGCAAUCGAUUACACUGCGGAGAACAGUGAAAUCACUGAAACAUCAAAUCGAGGCACAGACAAUGAUGAUCACCAAUAUGCACUCGGCGAUCCAUUCCCUCCUCAACAAGCCCCAACUGCAGCAACAACAACGACAGCAACAACAACCACAACAAACCACCAAAGGCAGCUCCUUAGGCACCUGGGCCGCCGUGGCAUCGGCAGCCGGUCCUGCCCAAGGAAAAUUCCAGGUUGUCGAAAGAAGAAAGAAGCCGGCAAAGCCAAAAGUGGACCCCCUCUUCAAACCAGAGUACACCAAAAUCAACAGAGAGAUCAUUGUUGAAACUACUGCCCCAUCCGACGUCAACCUCUCCGAGAUCAGGACCCUUGUCAAUGCAAGAAUUCAGGACGAAUCCUGCCACUUCAUCUCAACAAGAAGAACAGCCAAGGAUAACUUCAUCCUGGAAACAAAAUUCAUCACCCCAGCAACAAAGGCAAUGGAAUAUGCCAAAGAAACCGAGGAGGCCCUCCUCACCCUACAAGUACCGGUCACCAACAUCCGCGCAAACUCCAAAUGGUCAAAGUUCCUUCUCCACGGAAUCCCCACAACGAUCGGGGAGGGCAUCGAGGCAGGACAAUUGGUAGCAUCCGAAAUCAGAAGCAACUAUGGAGAGAACUUCCAACUUGUCCAGGUUCCCCGCUGGAUCUCCAGAGCAGAGACUCGAAUGGAGAAAACCCACUCAUCAAUGGUCAUCGCCUGCCAUAUCGACUCCUUCCUCCCAACCUUCCCAGACACCCAGUGUGCGAACUGCCUCGAAUACGGCCACCGUCAGGAGAAAUGCAAAAACAAUGGGAAAUGCGGCCAUUGCCCCGGAGAUCACCUCACCAGCUUCCACCCAUGCAAUGAAUGCCAGGGAGGAUAUAAAUGCACCCACACCCCAAUCAGAUGUCUGAACUGCAAAGGAAUCCAUAAGGUCUCUGACCCAGCAUGCCCCGAAAGGGUCAAACGCCGAUUCCUCAACAAAGGAAAGGAGACUGCCUCACCCGCCCAAGACCCACCGGCCGCACCCGUUCAAGAGCCCCGAACCACCGCGCUCGCACAACAACUUAACUGUGCACGGAGCAAAAUAAUCACCAAGGCGGUGGUGGAGGAAGCUGAAACAGACUCUAGUAUAUUUUUCCUAUUACUACAAGAACCAUGGACCUCAACAGAGGGAUACCCACCAGAAUCAAAUCUCUUUUAUCUUUUUACAGCCAGCAACACGAACACAAAAUGCGCAAAAUAUGUCCGCAAACAUGCCAACCUCAAAUCAAAACACCACUACACACAUGAUAAUUUCAUAGUAUCGAUCACGGUAGAAAUCCAGAACAAGAAAACCCAAAUCCUAAAUAUAUACUCCCCAGGGCGAAGUGGCCCCUUUGCUCAAAUAGCAAACACAAUCCAAACCCUCGACAAUUGCCUAGUAAUGGGAGACUUCAACUGCCACCAUCAAAUGUGGUACGGAGUAACCUCACAUGAAUACAGGAAUAACAUUCGAGCAGACCGCGCCAACGGCGUCUACACGCAUUUCCCCAGAGACAGAGGGAAAAGGCCUACAAUCAUCGACCUCAAAUUUGUAAAAGGCUCAACACUUGACCACAACCUACGAUGGGGCACUGAGCCCUACGGAGCGGGCUCAGACCACGGGAGAACCUCUGUCCAUUUACAUUUGGAAAAACCACCAUUUGUACCAAGGCGAAUGUGGCGACAAACAGACUGGAAGCUAUUGGAUAACCACAUAUCAAAUCUUUCCCUCCCUGCAGAGGCAUGGGAAACCAAGGAACAUACGGAACAAACGGUAGAAUUCUUCCUAGAACUGGUCAAGUCAACAAUCAAUAUAGUAACACUACUCUCAAAGGAGGGCGUAAGAGCCAACUCCUGGUGGUUAGAUGAACUGAAACAGAUGAAGGCAAAGGUAAACUCGGCAGAAAGGAAGGCGAGAAGUAUAAAGAAACCCAACCAUGUGGAGCAGUACUGGAAGACGAUGAACGAAGCGAAAGGUAGUGAGGUCUGGAAAAUCCUAAAUGCAGGAAGGAGAAGAGACACAAUCAUACCAACCAUACAAGGUGAAGAAACGUUUGCGGGGAAGUGUCAAGCUCUAAGAGCCCAACUCUUCCCCUCAAAACGGACGUCCCCCGACCAUCCCCCUCUAAACAUUAGACCCCCCUCUUUUGACCUUCGCGACACUUUUGACAUAGUCACCCCCGAAGAACUCAAAAAAGCAAUUGACUCCUGCACAGUGCACUCGGCGACCGGCCCGGAUGGCAUUCCCUAUACCUUCAUCAAAGCGAUAAUUAAGGCAAACACAACUCUGAUCCAAUACAUGUUCUCCGCCAUGCUUCGGCACGGAGUAAAUCCAGCGGAAUGGAAAAUAACAAAAUGCAUCCCGAUCCCGAAACCCGGCAAGGCAAACUAUCACGAAGCAAAAGCCUAUCGGCCCAUCUCCCUCCUACAAUGCUUCAGCAAAAUUCUGGAAAAAAUUGUGGCUCAAAGACUCUGCACCGCUGGAGAAAUCCUAGGCACACUCUCAGCGAAUCAAUUUGCAGGAAGACCAACCAUCUCAGCAAUCGGCGCCCUUUUAAGAACCCUAACGCCAGUACAACAAAACCUACUAUUGAAAAACAGCACCGGAGUCGCCCGGCGGGACAGACCAGCGAUCCUAACCAAUGAUAUCCAGGGAGCAUUUAACUGCGUAGACCACCUACUCCUCGCAGAAAUCAUGCACCAGCAAAAAUUCUCCACAUACCUAACAGAAUGGUGUAAGGAAUUCAACACCGGCAGAAAACUACAGUUCCAAUUUAACCAUGAACUAGAGGAACCACAGCCCUAUGAGUCGGGAGUCCCGCAAGGUAGCCCCAUGUCCCCGGUACUAUUUAUGAUCUAUGCCGGAGUAAUCCUGGACCCAACAAACAGCCCGAAAGAGAUGGACACUACAUAUAUCGAUGAUGAUGCGCUGGUGCAAAUAUCCAAAACACCAGGUUUCAUUAUCAAAAGAAUGGAGGAACGAAUGAGAAAUAGACUGAUAAAAGCCGACCCACUCCAAAUCAAAUACGACCCAGAGAAAUCUGACCUGAUCUUCUUCCGGCCCACUACAUCAUCCAUACAACAACCUCGACUUCCAGUCAAAAUCAACAACACCACUAUAUACCCCAAGGAGAGGCUGAAAUAUAUAGGAGUCUGGAUAGAUUCGACCCUCUCCUUCCGGCCCCAUAUCGAAGCAGCAAUCGCAAAAGGCCUUAAAGCCCUCCACCAAAUCCGGAACACUGCCUGCCUGCCAGGCAUAACAGUUAAGACAAUCCACCACCUAGUAACACAAGGCUUCCUUCCAAGUCUGCUCUACGGAUCUGAGGCUUGGUGGACUGGCGCAGACCACAUUAUAAGAUCCCUCGAACCACUAUACAAGAAGCUGCCCGGAAAAUACGGAACCAGAAUACUCUGCACCGACGCAACCCACCCCAACAAUGAAUCCCUGAUCGAGCCCCUCCCAUACAGAGAAGCAAAUAUCAAAGGGACAGGCCUGCACCGAAUCGCCUCUCUCUUACUCCCAUACCAAACCCCCGGAAAUAUGAGAGACAAGUGGAACCAAAACAAACUACUAUGCGACCAUCUGUUAGAAGAAGGGAAUAUACAACCAAUACCUAACUACCACCAUCGGGGGGAACUCCGGCCCCCUCCCAAGAUUGCGGAACUCACCCUUACAGAAGCAAAGAAGGUAUUCUGA
This is a messenger RNA of Morchella sextelata, 4050 nucleotides long. RefSeq lists its product as uncharacterized. The record is from RefSeq and is a predicted model, not a curated record. Gene Ontology annotation, molecular function: catalytic activity. The coding region runs from base 1 to 4050 and encodes 1349 amino acids. NCBI's taxonomy places the organism in Eukaryota, Fungi, Ascomycota, Pezizomycetes, Pezizales, Morchellaceae. The transcript is spliced from 8 exons.